Messenger RNA from Mustela lutreola (European mink), 2470 nucleotides. RefSeq names its product kelch domain containing 8A (gene KLHDC8A). Bases 540 to 1592 code for a protein of 350 amino acids. NCBI's taxonomy places the organism in Eukaryota, Metazoa, Chordata, Mammalia, Carnivora, Mustelidae. The record is from RefSeq and is a predicted model, not a curated record. The transcript has 6 exons. Gene Ontology annotation, molecular function: protein binding.
UAAAGAGGUCACGGCCUGCUCCGCCGCGGGGCGCACGCGGCCUCCUGCACAGGUGUGGCGGCUGCGGGUGGGGAGGUGCGCGGAGCAGCCGGGCCGGCCUCCUCCCCGCGGGCGGCUCCGCUUCUCCUUGGCGCUGCUCGUCCCUUCUCCUCGCCUGCAUGUGUGACGGCGGCGUGCGCGCUGGGGAAGGACACCGCGCCCUCUCCCCGGCUACCCGCCGCCCCGGGGCGGAGGGCCUCCUCGAUCCCCGUUUCCCCGCUCCCUGCUGAUGCGCGGUCUGCGCCUCGCCACCGCGUUCCUCUGGCCUGACUGUGGCCAGGCGCGGACGCCGCCGGACCGCGCAGUCUGGAGGGACUGUGAAGCGCUGGCCGGCGUCGGGGCCCUUGCCCGGGGUCGGGCGGGAGCCGGCGGACGGGAGCCAGAUGGAGGCGGCGAGAGGGGGCGCGGAGUAACGGGCGGCCCCCCGGGCUCGCACCUCCCGCGGCGCCCUGGCUCUCCGCGGGCACAGGGGCGCGGCGGGCGGGGCCCCCGGGGCUGCGAUGGAGGUGCCUAACGUCAAGGACUUCCAGUGGAAGCGCCUGGCGCCGCUGCCCAGCCGCCGGGUUUACUGCUCCCUGCUGGAGAGCGGGGGGCAGGUCUAUGCCAUCGGGGGAUGUGACGACAACGGCAUCCCCAUGGACUGCUUUGAGGUCUACUCCCCCGAGGCCGACCAGUGGACCGCCCUGCCCCCCCUGCCCACAGCCCGGGCCGGGGUGGCCGCCAUCGCCCUGGGGAAGCGGAUCAUGGUGAUCGGGGGUGUGGGCACCAGUCAGCUGCCCCUGAAGGUCGUGGAGAUGUACAACAUCGAUGAGGGCAAGUGGAAGAAGCGGAGCGUGCUGCGAGAGGCCGCCAUGGGCAUUUCUGUCACGGCCAAAGACUACCGAGUGUACGCGGCUGGUGGGAUGGGCCUGGACCUCCGUCCACACAACCACCUCCAACACUAUGACAUGCUCAAGGACAUGUGGGUGUCACUAGCACCCAUGCCCACCCCGAGAUAUGCUGCCACCUCCUUCCUCCGAGGCUCCAAGAUCUACGUGCUAGGGGGACGACAGUCGAAGUAUGCAGUCAAUGCCUUUGAGGUCUUUGACAUUGAGACUCGCUCCUGGACCAAGUUCCCCAACAUUCCCAGCAAGCGGGCCUUCUCCAGCUUUGUGACCCUGGAUGACCGCCUCUACAGCCUGGGGGGCCUGAGGCAAGGUCGGCUCUACCGGCAGCCCAAGUUCCUCCGGACCAUGGAUGUGUUCGACAUGGAACAAGGGGGCUGGCUGAAGAUGGAACGCUCAUUCUUCCUCAAGAAGCGGCGGGCAGACUUUGUGGCCGGCUCUCUGAGCGGACGGGUCAUAGUGGCCGGAGGACUCGGGAACCAACCCACGGUCCUGGAGACGGCAGAGGCAUUCCACCCGGGGAAGAACAAGUGGGAGGUGCUCCCCACCAUGCCCACGCCCCGCUGCGCCUGCUCCAGCAUUGUCAUCAAGAACUGCCUCCUGGCCGUGGGGGGCGUCAGCCAGGGUCUGAGCGACGCUGUGGAAGCCCUGUGCAUCUCCGACUCCUAGCUGCCCCCGGGCCUGGCGCCUUGGCCCCAGACCAGACCACUCCACUCUUGACGACAGACAUGGUCUCAUCAGAGCAGUUUGGGUGACUUCCCAGGAUGCCAGCUCCUGUCCGCAACUGGGGGGGGGGUCAGGCCCUAGGGGCUCUGGGGGACCUCCCCCCACCUGCAAACUGUAUCGAUCCCAGGAAACCAUAAGAAGACACGCUGACUCCGCCAACCUGCAGCUGGAGCCCAGCCCAGCUCUGAGGAGGCUCCUCCCCUCCUGCUCAGGCAGAGGAAGGCCCAGGAGUACCGGCUACCUCCCCUUCCUCUGAGUUCCGCCUCCCCCAGUGGCCAGAGCAGGAGGUGGGUGGGGUAGAAGACCACGGCUAUCACUGUCUUCUCCCCAGCUCUGUGCUACUUUGAGGGUCUCUAGGGAUGGAAAAUGGUGAGGGGUUGCAAGGAGUCCGGAGCCCGUCUUCUCUCCCAUGAUUCGCAUCCCUGCCCCGUUUGGCGGUCAGCAGCGGGCCUGCCCUUGCCCUCAUCUGCUCAGCGACUCGGCUCUGGAGCAGAGGCCGCUGAGCUGGAAGGGAAGUCAGGUUCAAAUGGACCAGUCCAGGUCAGCAGCCUCAGCCAGCAAGAUCCCAGGCCUCUCCGGUCCUUGAUGGGAACGCGAUGAUGAGGAAGGAGCAGACACCCAGCCCAGGCUCUGCUUCCCGCGCCUCUCCUCACUCACUUUCUCCUUCCGCCACCCCUCCCUGGCUCUUUUGUCCCCAGCGUUCCUGGAGCGUUUCUGUACAAAACCUUCUCGUGUACACUGUGGCAUCAAAAUCCACAAAGUCUGGAUUGACUACACCCGGGUUAACAGCAGCAGCACAAUGAUUAAAAUCUAUAUUCCUA